This is a messenger RNA of Glossina fuscipes, 515 nucleotides long. RefSeq names its product histone H2B. The transcript has a single exon. Gene Ontology annotation, molecular function: DNA binding; protein heterodimerization activity; structural constituent of chromatin. The record is from RefSeq and is a predicted model, not a curated record. Gene Ontology annotation, cellular component: nucleosome. NCBI's taxonomy places the organism in Eukaryota, Metazoa, Arthropoda, Insecta, Diptera, Glossinidae. The coding region runs from base 106 to 477 and encodes 123 amino acids.
UAAGCGGCACAUUUGUAUGAAAAUUUUACAGAUUGUGUGUGAACAGUGCAUAUAGUGUUUGUGAAAUCUAAAACAAAGUAAACAAAAAAGCAAAGUGAAGUGAAAAUGCCGCCAAAAACCAGUGGUAAAGCAGCUAAAAAGGCGGGAAAAGCUCAGAAAAAUAUUACGAAAAAUGAUAAGCAGAAGAAGCGUAAGAGGAAGGAGAGCUACGCCAUCUAUAUUUAUAAAGUGCUGAAACAAGUUCAUCCCGAUACUGGCAUUUCAUCAAAGGCGAUGAGUAUAAUGAAUAGUUUUGUUAAUGACAUUUUUGAACGUAUCGCUGCCGAAGCAUCUCGUUUAGCUCAUUAUAAUAAACGUUCAACUAUUACAAGUCGGGAAAUUCAAACUGCCGUUCGUCUUUUAUUGCCAGGCGAAUUGGCUAAACAUGCUGUCAGUGAGGGAACAAAAGCAGUCACCAAAUACACCAGCUCGAAAUAAAUAAUUUAGGAGAAGAAAACAAAAAUCGGCCCUUUUAA